This is a messenger RNA of Clavispora lusitaniae ATCC 42720, 1254 nucleotides long. Lineage: Eukaryota; Fungi; Ascomycota; Pichiomycetes; Serinales; Metschnikowiaceae. The record is from RefSeq and is a predicted model, not a curated record.
AUGGUUUGCGAAGUCAGCAAACAUGUCCUGAUAACAGGCCAUGUACUUUCUGGAAGGCUAUUCUUAGCAUCACCGGUACUAAUCACCACGCAGCCAAACCACCAGCUGACCAAUACCAGCUGGCCAAUACCAGCUGACCAAGACAAGCUGACCAAGACCGCUUCAAGCUUUUGCUCAUUCGGCUCGCGCAGACUCGCCGCCCAACACAUCCGCCACAAAGUCCACGGCGGUGCGCACAACGUCGUCCUGCGCGCCUGGCGCCGAAGUCUCGCCCGCGUUGUGCAGCGCGCCCGGCACCACCUUGGAGCGCGCGCUCCAAAACUCGGGCGGCGUGGCCUUCUGCCACAGGCGCACCAAGUCGGCGCGGUCCACAUGCGGAGGCACAAACUCGUCGGCGCCGCCUUCAAGCACCAAGAGCGGCACGCGCACCCGGCCAAACGUCUGCGCAUGGUCCUCUGCCGUCAAGUACAGCGAGAAGUAGUCGUCGGCGCCGCGGCGGUCGGCCAACGCCACAAACCGCGCCGCCAGAAUGGGCGCGCCAAACACGACGUCCAGCGCGCGCGCCGGAAGAAGCUCGUCGGGCCGCCCGUUUUCAAGGUGGCUUUUGGCGAGCGCCAACAACUCGUCCACCUGGUCGCUGGCAAAAUGGCGGAACGCCUCGCUGUCGCUGACGGGCGCCUGCAAAAUGGCGCCGUCGAGCGCCUCGACCGCGUCAAAGUCUGCGCGCUGGCUGUACUUGCUCAAGUACUCCAUGGUGUCCUGGCAUCCGGUGGAGUGGCCCAUGAGAAUCACGCGCGAGCGGCUGGUGCCGCGGUGUGUGCGCAAAAACCGCACCAACUGCGCCAACUCGGCGGCGUCACGCGCCAAGCUGCCGGUGCCGAAGCCGAGGUAGCUCGAGGAAAUGAGGGCCUGAACCACCGCGCAGUGUGGGAGGCGCGCCGCCACCUGCUGCGCAAGCGCGGGAACGUAGGGCACCGUCAAAAAACCGUCGCCCAAGCCGCCCACAAACACGAGAAAGUGCUCGGGCGCACUUUGGCUGCUAAACUCGAUAGCAGUAAGCAGGUCGGUGUACUUGUGGAUAAGAACGGGGUAAGACAUGGGAGAGGAAGAGAAAAUGGGACGAGGAAGAGAAAAUGGGACGAGGAAAAGAAAAUUGGGAAGAGGAAGAGGGAAGUAGGAAUAGGAGAGGAAGCAGAAGCAGGAGGAAUUAGAAGGAGUCGAUCACGGAAUAUGGACGGAAGGUUAACUGGAUGA